Molecule: messenger RNA, 1755 nt
Organism: Penicillium verrucosum
Lineage: Eukaryota; Fungi; Ascomycota; Eurotiomycetes; Eurotiales; Aspergillaceae
Product: Hsp70 family protein
Exons: 9
Coding region: 1-1755 (584 amino acids)
Molecular function (GO): ATP-dependent protein folding chaperone; ATP binding
Source: RefSeq, a predicted model, not a curated record
AUGGAAGUGGGGAGUGGCUGCAAGCUGGUUGUGGCGGUGGACUACGGUACCACCUUUACGAAGAUUGCCUUUGCUACCAAGACCGACACAGUUGCUCAACCGGACAUUGACAGCAUUCUUUUGAUGGACUGUUGGCCCCCGGGUAUUAUGGGCAAUUGUAAUACUCCAUCCCUGCUCUCAUACACGCACAAUGGAGGACCACAUCUCUGGGGAUUUGAAGUUAAGCCAGGCAUGCAAUCGUAUGCCUGGACAAAGCUGCUACUGGACAGAGAUGUCCAGCAUAGUGGGUUCAACGAUGAAAUGCUGAUGGCGGUCACCGGUUCAGAGAUCCUAAAGUUGCCCGACCAAAAGCAAGCUGUGGACACUGUGGCAGAUUAUCUUUCUCUGAUCUGCGCACAUAUCAAAUACCAUAUCCCCAAAGUUGUACAGCUUCUUCACGGCGACAAAGAGGAUCCAAGUGGAGUGCCAGUCGAUUUCUUGUUCACAAUGCCAGCUACAUGGUCUGAAGAGACACAGCUCUUAAUGGGUCAAGCAAUUGAAAUGGCAGGCUUUGGAAGAGACCCUCUAGAUCGGUUCUGGACCGCAACGGAACCUGAGGCUGCAGCUCUUGCCGUUUUCAGUGACAAGACUUUCAACCUUCAGGCUCAUGAUGGAGUUCUAAUCUGUGACUGUGGAGGUGGCACAGUGGAUGUUACAACAUACUAUGUCACAGAUGUUGCUCCAACAAUCUCUAUUGAGCAGAUCACUGCCGCCAUGGGAGCUAAAUGUGGUGGAACUGCUAUAGACAGUCGAUUCUAUGAACUAGUGUCUAGUCGACUUGAAGGAGGGUUCGAUAAUCUGCCCAUGAGCGAGAUCCAACCAGGAAGCUUUGUCAUGAAGAAAUUUCAAAAAAUCAAAGAAUUAUUCGAUGGCAAAGGAGAACAAACCUGGCACUUUGAUUUGGACUUCAAUCCCCCUGGCAGCCAUCUCGCACUCUCUAAUCAAAGACGAAAACGUGUUAUUCUUCGAUCCCAAGAUAUUCGAGGUUUGUACGAGCCUGUUGUCAGCUCAAUUUUCAACCUCCUUCUGUCUCAGAUCAGAGCUGCGAAUGAAAGAUGUGACCGGGAUGUCAUCAACAAAGUCGUCUUGGUUGGCGGGUUUACCGCCUCGCCCUAUCUCCAGGAAGCACUACAACGUGCCCUAAAACACAGGAACAACAUUUCCGUGCUUGUUCCUUCGAUGCCGGGAGAGACUACUGUUCGUGGGGCGGCACUUCAAGGCCUUCGGGGCUACUCUCCUCCAACUUACAAGUGCUGGCGAAAUUACGGUCUAGCAUCGGUUCAACCUUUCGCUCUCUCCAACCAAAAUGAGUCACAGAGGCUUGGAUAUGAGCGUGAUCUCCUCCUCCAUUGGGUUUUAUGCAAGGGCCAGAGAUACUCAAAGGCAUUCCAGUCAUCCUGUACAAUUUGGCUACUACAUUGGGAGGGCGAUCUUCUUGUCAAACCUGUGGACAUUUAUGAGUCCAAUCUCCCAGUUGCACCACAACAAUUUGGAAACUCCGAUGUGCGUCCCAUCGAUUAUAUUGAAUGUCACUUCAAUGGCCUUGACCUUGCGCGGUUUCCUCGUCAAAUCAUCGCCGGACAGACGGUCUACUACUUGGAGGUUACGGUUGAAGUGUCUUUUCUAAUGACAGAUCGGGUGAUACGUUUCAGGGCACGCGCACUAGACCAAGAAAUUGGAGAAAGGCGCUUUACUAUGCCUCAUGAUCGAGAGUAG